AUGCAUACGCGUGGACUGCUGCGCUUGCAGUUUCUACUCAACACACCGUUCGACCACCAGCCCAUCGCCGUUCCUGCCGUGCCAACGGUGCGAUCCGUCAUUGAAGACAUCAUCCCACCGCGGUCAGAGCUCAGCCGGGUGGAUGAAGUAGGAUUGCUCUUGAAACACCUCCCCGCUGCCUGCGACAAGUCGAAGCAACUUCAGCAUGACGCGGAGUACGCCAGUCGCUACUACCGCGCCCGCUUCAACCGCGGCUCCCAACUGCAACUGAAGCACGCGAACCACAUCGCUGCUGCGUCUAGUCCCGCCGAGGUGCAGCAGUGGGCACGCAGCCGCCUGCACCCAAUCAGCGAUCCCUUCCAGUGCCAGUAG
Molecule: messenger RNA, 372 nt
Organism: Leishmania mexicana MHOM/GT/2001/U1103
Lineage: Eukaryota; Euglenozoa; Kinetoplastea; Trypanosomatida; Trypanosomatidae
Exons: 1
Coding region: 1-372 (123 amino acids)
Source: RefSeq, a predicted model, not a curated record